UAUUCGCCAAUGCAUUCCAGGCAGAUUGUUCGUUCUUGACUCUGUGUUUUUUUUAUUAUUCCUGAAACUGAAUAAAUCUGACAAAUAGGUCAAUAUGUUUUGCACGAACUAAUAAAUUCGGCAACAACGUAUUGAAACAGCUUUAUUUAUCUACACUGUAUUUUGAUCAGGCACUACGUUAACCACCUUGACGUUUAGCACUAUGGAAACAUCGACUCCAGGCAUACAUUUUCACCAGUUAAUCUAAAUUCCGGUGGAUCACGAACACCGCAUGCUUCUUCCACGAUCGCGAUGGGAGUAAUCGGCCUGGAUAAGAUCAAAACCCUGCAGCAAAACCCGGCUAACAUCAGAAAUCUGUGCAUCCUGGCACAUGUUGAUCACGGUAAAACCACUCUGGCUGACUGUCUGGUGGCGAAUAAUGGGAUCAUAUCAAGUCGAUUGGCUGGGAAGCUGAGAUAUCUGGACAGCAGGGAGGAUGAACAGGUUAGAGGAAUCACCAUGAAGUCCAGCGCUAUCUCUCUGCACUACAGCACAGGCAACCAGGAGUACCUUCUAAAUCUGAUCGACUCUCCUGGUCAUGUCGACUUCUCCUCUGAGGUUUCCACAGCGGUGCGGCUGUGUGAUGGAGCCAUUGUGGUUGUAGAUGCUGUUGAGGGUGUGUGUCCACAGACCCAGGUUGUCCUCCGACAGGCCUGGCUAGAGAACAUCAGGCCUGUUCUGGUCAUUAAUAAGAUGGACAGGCUCAUUAUGGAGCUGAAGCUCACAGCUCUGGAAGCACACACGCACCUGCAGAAGAUCCUGGAGCAGGUCAAUGCUGUCACAGGGACUCUGUUCACAUCUAAAGUGCUGGAAGAGCGAGCAGAGAAGCUGAAGGAGGAGGUGAACAGGGACGAGGACCCAAGUGGAGAUCAGGUUUAUGACUGGAGUGCUGGACUGGAGGAUGCUGACGACUCUCACCUCUACUUUUCUCCUGACCAAGGAAAUGUGGUGUUUGCCAGCGCCAUAGAUGGCUGGGGUUUCAGCAUUCAGCAUUUUGCCCACAUAUACAGUCAGAGGAUGGGGAUCAGGACCGAGGUGCUGCUGAAAACCUUGUGGGGAGACUUCUAUCUCAACACAAAAAUUCAGAGAAUCAUGAAAGGCGCUCAGACCAAAGGAAAGAAGCCGCUGUUUGUGCAACUUGUGCUGGAUAACAUUUGGAGUUUGUAUGAUGCAGUCGUCAUUAGAAGAGACAAGCAGAAAGUGGAAAAGGUCAUGACCUCUCUUGGGAUAAAGGUGAUGACAAGGGACCUGCGUCACUCUGACCCAAAAGUCCUCCUCUUUGCUAUCUGUAACCAGUGGUUACCAGUUUCCAAGGCUGUCCUCUCAAUGGUGUGUGAGAAGCUUCCCAGUCCUUUAGAGAUGGCAGCAGAGAAAGUGGAGAAGCUGAUGAGUGUUGGAACCCGUCGAUUUGAUUCACUGCCUGAAAGGACGCAAGAACUGAAGACAGCAUUCCUCCAGUGUUCCAGUGGGAUAAAUGCCCCAGUCAUCAUUUUUGUGUCCAAAAUGUUUGCUGUGGACACCAAAACUUUGCCUCAGAAGAGACAGAGGCCUUUAAACCAGGAGGAGAUUGCUCAGCGUAGGGAAGUGGCAAGACAAAGGCAUGCUGAGAAACUGGCUGCAGAGAACCUGGAGAGGGUCACUCGGUCAGGUAGUGCUCUAGGAGAAGCUACUAUGACAAGUUUGCCUCUAAAGCCAGAGGAGGAAGAGGAGCAGAAGGAGGUCUUCAUAGCAUUUGCACGAAUCUACAGUGGGACAGUCAAGAAAGGUCAAAGGGUUUUUGUUCUGGGACCAAAGUAUGAUCCUGCUCAGGGCCUGAGUCUGCUGCCAGAAGGAUGCAGUGCAUCUGACUGUAUUCCGGAAGUACCUCAUCUGUCCUGCUGUACUGUGGAAAACCUUUACCUGCUUAUGGGCCGAGAGCUGGAAGAGUUGGAGGAAAUUCCUGCUGGAAAUGUUAUGGGCAUUGGAGGUUUGGAGGACUGUGUCUUAAAGACAGCUACCCUGUCAGCUUCCCCUGCUUGUUCCCCCUUCACCCCACUCAACUUUGAAGCUGCACCCAUUGUACGGGUUGCUGUAGAGCCAAAACAUCCAAGUGAGAUGCCAAAGCUGGUUUCUGGGAUGCGUUUGUUGAACCAGGCAGAUCCAUGUGCUGAGGUUCUGAUACAGGAAACAGGAGAGCAUGUUCUGGUCACUGCUGGAGAAGUUCACCUGCAGCGCUGUCUAGAUGACCUCAGAGAGAGGUUUGCCAAGAUAGAGAUUAGCGUGUCUAAGCCCAUCAUUCCAUUCAGAGAAACUGUGGUGCGACCUCCAAAGGUGGAUAUGGUGAAUGAGGAACUUGGCAAGCAACACAAAGUUGCUGUCAUUCAUCAGGUGAAAGAAGAGCUUUCUAAGGGUCCUUCAUCAGACUACCAUCAUGUGGACCCUGACGGUCUUGUUACCCUCACCACUCCUAACAGACUUGCUACUGUCUGUGUACGGGCCAUCCCAUUACCACAGGAGGUGACUGUUCUCUUGGAGAGAAACUCUGAGUUAAUUCGGGCUCUGGAGCUGAUGAACUCAUCCCUCAGGGAGGGGAGAGCCAUGGACAUAAAUCUCAGGACCCUGGAGGCUAUUGCAGAACUGAAAGACCAUCUUCAGAGCUUGCUGCAGGGAAGAAAGUGGCGGAAUGCUGUGGAACGGAUCUGGGCUUUUGGGCCUCGGAGGUAUGGUCCCAACAUUCUUCUGAACAGCAUUAAAGACUACAGCCGACUGUCAGUGUGGCAGUGUCUUGAGUGGAGACACAGUAAUGAUCAAGUUAGAGCUCCAGCUUCUCCACUCCGAGUCUUUGAUAACAGUAUCAUCAGUGGUUUCCAACUUGCAACCCUGUCUGGUCCCAUGUGUGAAGAACCCCUGAUGGGAGUUUGCUUCUCAGUUGAGAGGUGGGAUGUUGAGUCUGUAGCUUUUUCACAAAAUCCAGACACCUUGAAAGAGGACUCAGUUUCCCCUGAAGCAUUGCGAGAUGUAGGUUCACAUGGAAACAGUGUAGAUGCGACAGACCCAGAGCGAAAGAUGGAUGCUUCUUCUGUGGACUGCUACGGGCCAGUCUCCGGCCAGCUGAUUGCGGCCAUGAAGGAGGCAUGCCGGCAUGCCUUCCAGGCUCAACCCCAGAGACUGAUGGCAGCCAUGUACACUUGUGAGAUCAUGGCAACUGCUGAGGUACUGGGCCGGGUUUAUGGUGUACUUGGAAAGCGAGAAGGUCGAGUCCUCCAUGAAGAGAUGAAAGAAGGGACAGAUAUGUUUAUCAUCACAGCUGUUCUUCCUGUUGCUGAGAGCUUCGGGUUUGCUGAUGAGAUCCGCAAGAGGACAAGUGGACUGGCCAGUCCACAGCUGGUUUUCAGCCACUGGGAGGUGAUCAGCAGUGACCCAUACUGGGUUCCUACCACAGAAGAAGAAUACCUGCAUUUUGGAGAGAAGGCAGACUCUGUGAACCAGGCCCUGAAAUACAUGAACGCUGUCCGUCGACGGAAAGGUCUUUUUGUGGAAGAGAAGAUCGUUGAGCAUGCAGAGAAACAGAGGACACUUAGCAAGAACAAGUAGAGGAGAUAUCCGUCUGUCCUAUCCCGCUGUAUCUCUCUGAUAAUGUUGACCUCAAGUCAAUUCAGCAACAUUUUGUGUUGGACUAUACUCUGCCACGAGUCUUUAAUGCCAUCAUGCAAUUGUCCUUGGAGCUCACAUAUUGCAUAGCAGCAACAGCACACUUCCUCAAGUUUCUAAUUCAAUGAGAUUAAAUGACAAAAUAUUAUGAAUAAAGUCUAUUUAAAAAGAAAA
Poecilia reticulata (guppy) is the source of this 3843-nucleotide messenger RNA. RefSeq names its product elongation factor like GTPase 1 (gene efl1). The record is from RefSeq and is a predicted model, not a curated record. Lineage: Eukaryota; Metazoa; Chordata; Actinopteri; Cyprinodontiformes; Poeciliidae. Gene Ontology annotation, molecular function: GTP binding; ribosome binding; GTPase activity. Gene Ontology annotation, biological process: cytosolic ribosome assembly. Gene Ontology annotation, cellular component: cytosol; ribonucleoprotein complex.